Molecule: messenger RNA, 2125 nt
Organism: Lentinula edodes (shiitake mushroom)
Lineage: Eukaryota; Fungi; Basidiomycota; Agaricomycetes; Agaricales; Omphalotaceae
Product: glycoside hydrolase family 51 protein
Exons: 21
Coding region: 1-1965 (654 amino acids)
Biological process (GO): L-arabinose metabolic process
Molecular function (GO): alpha-L-arabinofuranosidase activity
Source: RefSeq, a predicted model, not a curated record
AUGGUCCUGAGAAGAACGCUUGCUGUCAUGUUGGCGGCUGCUGCGGCGGUCAACGCCUCAACUUUUGAUGUUACAUUUACAACUGCCGGCCAUAAUGUCCCUUCGACGCUAUGUACGCGUAGUGGAGAUGGAGGUCUUUAUGCCGAGCUUAUCCAAAACCGUGCUUUCCAACAAGUUACUCCCGGAACCUCGGCAGCUCUCACCGCCUGGGCCGCAUUGGGAUCAGCAAAGAUAUCCGUCGUCGCGUCCAGCUCGCCUGUAUCAAGUGCUCUCCCCAACGCUCUCUCUUUCGCUGUUCCUUCCGGGAGCACAAGUACUGUUGGGUUUACUAACUCUGGAUAUUUCGGUACGCCUCGAAUAAGUCUCGUUAUCCGAUAUUCCGCCCAUUUUUUUUUCUGCCUUCUAGGUAUACCCGUCACUGCUGGCUGGACCUAUACCGGUUCAUUCUACUAUCGCACUCCCACUCCUCCUGCUACCAAAAUCUCUGGAAGCUUCACUGCGGACUUACGUUCUACUAGCGGCACGGUGUUCACGAGUACGACGGUUCCAUUCACCACUAGCUCUACCUGGCAGCAAGCCACGUUCACGUUCACCGCCUCGUCAACGCAAAGUGCUGUAACCAAUUUAUUCGCGUUGUCUGUUGGCGGGUCGACUGUUGCUGGGCUGACGAUGGAGUUUACCUUGAUCUCUUUGUUCCCGCCGACGUUUAAUGGGAGAAAGAAUGGGUUCAGGAUGGAUCUUUCUGAGACUCUCCUUGACAUGAAACCGGCGUUCUUCCGAUUUCCUGGAGGAAACAAUCUGGAGGGUGAAACUGCUGCUGACCGCUGGGCAUGGGAGAACACUGUUGGUGACCUCGUUGAUCGUCCAGGACGAGUAGGAGAUUGGGGAUAUAUCAACACUGAUGGUCUUGGACUAUACGAAUACCUCCAAUGGAUUGAGGACAUGGAUAUGCAACCUAUUAUGGCUGUGUACGCUGGGUAUUCGUUAAACGGCGCCUCGGUGGCGUCAAACGACAUGCAAACAUACAUCACUGAGGCAAUUAAUCAGAUCAAUUUUGUCAUCGGCGACGCGAGUACGAAUGCUCAAGCUGCAAUCCGUUCGUCAAUGGGUCAUCCAGAUCCGUUCACGUUGAACUACAUCGAAAUUGGGAAUGAAGACUUUUUCUCCCCUACGACAUACGCUGACUAUCGUUGGGCUGACCUCUACAACGCAUUACAUGCCGAAUUCCCUCAACUUCAUUACAUCGCCACAAGCGCAACCAGCGGUAACGUUCCCAGUCUCUCCCCCGCUCCGACCUAUUGGGACCUGCAUAUCUACUCCAACCCUAAUUUCUUCAUCAAUGGCGCGUACAAUUUCGACAUUUUAUCGAGGAACGGGCUUCAAUUUUUCCAGGGAGAAUACGCAACGACUACCGAAAAUAGUGGCGCUGCGUUGACAUAUCCUUUCAUUGAUGGUUCUAUCGCCGAGGCUGCGUACAUGGCUGGUUUUGAUAGGAAUUCUGAUAUUGUGUUUGCUGCUUCUUAUGCUCCGCUGUUAAACCAUGUUUCUAGCACUCAAUGGACUCCUGAUCUCAUUACUUUCUCACCAAACACCGUUAUCCGAUCCACAUCGUACUAUGUCCAACAACUAUACAGUCUGUACAAGGGUGACUUCUACCUCACAUCUACGACCAACACCGCGAGCUCACCCGUGCAAUGGAGUGUUACCCGUGAUACCUCUGCGGGACAGUAUUUCUUGAAAGUCAUCAAUACCGCAACCUCCGCCAACACUGUUGUCUUUACCCUGCCCUUCACACCAAGUCAUACGACUGGAACUGGGACGAUUCUCACCGCGGCCUCAGGGACGCAAAAUACACCAACUAAUCCCAAUGCUGCAGUUCCCUCGAGCUUCUCGUUCACGGCAGGGAAAACAAUCACGUAUAAUGCUCCGGGGCUUUCGCUUUCGGUGCUUGUUGUUACGGCGUAAAGCAUAGGGGGAAUAAAAGGAUCAAAUUCGGAGUAGGUAUUUAAUGUAGCCUUCAGGAUCUUUGACCCGAUUGUACCCAGAAUACAUUUCAGAGUGAGAAUCACAAACAGCAAUGGAAUAAAAUCAGUCGAAAAGGGCAGAAAUAUUGAAUAAAUGUGCA